UGGGGCGCGCUGGCUGCAGGGAAGGCGGUGGAGGCUGUGUUGCCUGCCCGCGUAGCCGGUUUGGUUUGCGGGAGGCGGGCGGGGGAGGAGCGUGGCGGCCGAGCGGGCGGGGUCGAGCGGCGGGUGGGGCUGGCUGGGUGGCCGGGCCAUGCAGGGCUCAGAGGCGGCGGAGCGCUGCUGAGACCCGGCUCUGUGCGCUUAGGAGCGGCUGAUGCCCCCCGCGCUCCCCACUCCGCUACCGCAGCCGGGCCACAUCUGGAUAGGGCACCGCGCUGCGGGGCCGACGCCGGGCCACAAUGCUGCUUGGGGCGUCUCUGGUCGGUGUACUGCUGUUCUCGAAGCUGGUGCUGAAACUGCCCUGGACCCAGGUGGGGUUUUCCCUACUGCUCCUUUAUCUGGGGUCUGGCGGCUGGCGCUUCAUCCGGAUCUUUUUCAAGACCAUCAGGCGCGAUAUCUUCGGUGGCCUAGUGCUCCUGAAGGUGAAGGCCAAGGUGCGGCAUUACCUGCGAGAGAAACGGACGGUGCCCAUUUUGUUUGCCUCUACGGUACGGCGCCACCCCGACAAGACAGCCCUAAUUUUCGAGGGCACAGAUACCCACUGGACCUUCCGCCAGCUGGAUGACUACUCAAACAGCGUGGCUAACUUCCUGCAAGCCCAGGGCCUGGCCUCGGGUGAUGUGGCUGCCCUAUUCAUGGAAAACCGCAAUGAGUUUGUGGGCUUGUGGCUGGGCAUGGCCAAACUGGGUGUGGAGGCAGCACUCAUCAAUACCAACCUCCGACGGGACGCCCUGUGCCACUGCCUGACCACCUCCCGGGCCCAGGCCCUCAUCUUUGGCAGCGAGAUGGCCCCAGCUAUUUGUGAGAUCCACACCAACCUGAACCCCUCCAUGAACCUCUUCUGUUCUGGUACCUGGGAGCCCAGUGAGGUGCCUGCCAGCACAAAGCACCUGGACCCCUUACUGGAAGAUGCCCCCAAGCACCUACCCAGUGCACCUAACAAGGGCUUCACAGAUAAGCUCUUCUAUAUCUACACAUCAGGCACCACUGGGCUGCCAAAAGCUGCCAUUGUGGUACAUAGCAGGUAUUACCGAAUGGCUGCCCUGGUGUACUAUGGAUUCCGCAUGCGGCCGGAUGACAUCGUCUAUGAUUGUCUACCCCUCUAUCACUCAGCAGGAAACAUUGUGGGAAUUGGACAAUGCUUGCUCCAUGGCAUGACAGUGGUGAUCCGGAAGAAGUUCUCGGCCUCACGGUUCUGGGACGAUUGUGUCAAGUACAACUGUACAAUUGUGCAGUACAUUGGCGAGCUGUGCCGCUACCUCCUCAACCAGCCACCCCGGGAGGCAGAAAACAAGCACCAGGUGCGCAUGGCGAUAGGCAAUGGCCUCCGGCAAUCCAUCUGGACCAGCUUUUCCAGUCGCUUUCAUAUCCCCCAGGUGGCCGAGUUCUAUGGGGCCACUGAGUGCAACUGCAGCUUGGGCAACUUCGACAGCCAGGUGGGGGCCUGUGGCUUUAACAGCCGCAUCCUCUCCUUCGUGUACCCCAUCCGGCUGGUACGUGUCAAUGAGGAUACUAUGGAGCUGAUACGGGGGCCUGAUGGCGUUUGCAUUUCCUGCCAACCAGGUGAGCCAGGCCAGCUGGUGGGCCGCAUUAUCCAGAAGGACCCCUUGCGCCGCUUUGACGGCUACCUCAACCAGGGUGCCAACAACAAGAAGAUCGCCAAGGAUGUCUUCAAGAAGGGGGACCAGGCCUACCUCACUGGCGAUGUGCUGGUGAUGGACGAGCUGGGCUACCUGUACUUCCGAGACCGCACUGGGGACACAUUCCGCUGGAAGGGGGAGAACGUGUCCACCACCGAGGUGGAAGGCAUACUCAGCCGUCUGCUGGACAUGGCUGAUGUGGCAGUGUAUGGCGUUGAGGUGCCAGGAACUGAGGGCCGAGCUGGCAUGGCUGCUGUGGCCAAACCCACUGAUACCUGUGACCUGGAACACUUUGCGAAGGUCCUGGAAAAGGAGCUGCCCCUAUAUGCCCGCCCCAUUUUCCUGCGAUUCCUGCAUGAGCUACACAAGACAGGGACCUACAAGUUCCAGAAGGCAGAGCUGCGGAAGGAGGGCUUUGACCCAGCUGUUGUGAAAGACCCACUGUUCUAUCUGGACAGCCGGAAAGGCCGCUACAUCCCGCUGGACCAAGAAGCCUACACCCGCAUCCAGGCAGGCGAGGAGAAGCUGUGAUUUGCCCGUGUCCCUCUGUGGGCCAGUGGAUGCUGGAUUCAGAGCCCCAGCUCCCACCCAGAGGGGUCCUGGGUGAUGCCAGACCAAAGCAAGCAGGGUCUAGCACCUCCACCCCCGAGGUGCUGAUCCCCUCCCUUAAAAACUGCCAAGUGACUCACUGCCACCUCCCCCACUCCCGCCAGAGGUUUUCUGUGAAAGCCUCAGGUCUGUGUUAUGUCUCCAAGGCUGGGAGGUCCUCCGGGCCCCAGGCUGAGACUGACUGGGCUCCCUCAGGAUGAUGUCUUGGGUUAGGGCAGAGAGAGGUGGAGGGGUCACCAGGCUCUCCCCAGCUAGCAGACACCCCUAAUUGGGACCAAGGCAGAAGCUGCCAGACUCAGGAAGCCAGCAGAGUAGAUGGGAGCAGCAGUGGUCCAGCUGGU
Molecule: messenger RNA, 2647 nt
Organism: Chrysochloris asiatica (Cape golden mole)
Lineage: Eukaryota; Metazoa; Chordata; Mammalia; Afrosoricida; Chrysochloridae
Gene: SLC27A4
Product: solute carrier family 27 (fatty acid transporter), member 4
Exons: 13
Coding region: 297-2228 (643 amino acids)
Biological process (GO): long-chain fatty acid import into cell; medium-chain fatty acid transport; very long-chain fatty acid catabolic process
Cellular component (GO): microvillus; endoplasmic reticulum membrane; plasma membrane
Molecular function (GO): long-chain fatty acid transmembrane transporter activity; long-chain fatty acid-CoA ligase activity
Source: RefSeq, a predicted model, not a curated record